Molecule: messenger RNA, 2359 nt
Organism: Tyto alba (common barn owl)
Lineage: Eukaryota; Metazoa; Chordata; Aves; Strigiformes; Tytonidae
Gene: NUDT15
Product: nudix hydrolase 15
Exons: 3
Coding region: 90-566 (158 amino acids)
Biological process (GO): dGTP catabolic process
Cellular component (GO): cytosol
Molecular function (GO): 8-oxo-7,8-dihydrodeoxyguanosine triphosphate pyrophosphatase activity
Source: RefSeq, a predicted model, not a curated record
CCACCACCACCCCCCCGCGGCAACGGCCCGAUGGGAGGAGCCGCCCCCCCCCCGCGCCUGAGGGAGGGACAGGGAGGGAGGCCGCCGCCAUGGGGGAAGCGGCGCAGCCCCCGCGGCCGGGGAUCGGCGUGGGGGUGGUGGUCACCAGCGCCGCGCACCCCAGCUGCGUCCUCCUGGGCAAGAGGAAAGGCCCGGUGGGGGCCGGUACCUACCAGCUCCCUGGAGGACACCUGGAGUUCGGGGAGAGCCUGGCGGACUGCGCCGCCCGCGAGACGCUGGAGGAGGCGGCGCUGCCGCUGCGCAACGUGCGCUUCGCGUCCGCCGUCAACGCGGCCUGCGCCGCCGCGCGCUACCACUACGUUACCGUCCUCAUGAAGGGGGAGGCGGAGCCGCGCAACCGCGAGCCGGAGAAAAACGAGGGUUGGGAAUGGGUUAAAUGGGAUGAAUUUCCUCCAGCAGAUCAACUGUUCUGGGCCUUGCGCUGUUUAAGAGAGCAGGGUUACAAUCCCUUUACCGAAGAGCUCGAUCAUCUGAAAGGGUACACGGGAAGUCACCAACUAGCGUAAAAACUAAUUGUACGUUAUGUAACAAAGCGAAGGACUGACCUGCUUUUUCGGUGUAAAAAAGGAUAUGUCAUGCUCAUGCUGCCCAUGUGAAAUUACUACCCUUCCCACACCCAAAAUGAUGCCAAAUAUUUCAGUGCUUUUACCAUAUUUCACAUGACGGUUGUCUCUUGUUCCAGAGUUAUUUCUUGCUCUAGUGGUUAACAAUUAAUGUUUUCUUUUAUAGAAAACUCAUAGUGGUUUAUCUGGUUAAUCUUUAAAUAGCCCUUUGGAGGUCAGAACUAGUCAGAGAAGUUUACUCACUUGGAGAUAGUUGCAGCAUCAGGCCCAAGAGAAACUGUUUUGUUUAAACCACUGUCCUGCUUCUGUGUAAAACUACUUUGUACAUCAUUCUGCUUUCCUGCAUUUAUAAAUCUUGGACCAAUUUUUAACCAUAGCCUUGUCUCGUAGCUUCAGUUAAGCUAUCAUCAUGAACAAAAGUCACAUUUUACAGACAAUGCCGCCUCAUUCUCCUGCAGACAGUAGUAUAUACUUGAAAAUACGGGUAUCAUGAAACGGUUGCAGUGGCUUGUUGUAGGGAAUUAAAAUUUCUUGAUUCUUCUUACCACCCCCUUUCAUUACCGAGUUCUGUUUGUAGUCUUGGUUACGUUAGAAUUUAUCUGCAGAAGUGUUUUAGAUCUCUGCAGUUGAUCUUAAUUCCUGAUCGUGUUACUAAACUCUUAACAGUUUAAUGGAGAGGUGCCUGCAGUCUUCUACUAGGCUGACACCAGAAACAUUGUACAAACUAACCUAAUUUAUAGGUGUAGUUCAACAGCAGACAGCCACGCUUUUUGGCUAAAGAUGGUUGUAAGUGUUAGCACAGAUGGGUAUAAUUCUGUGUGGCUACUGGGAUUUGAUAUAAUUGUUAAUUUUCAGUUUAAUGUGACUAAAUGAUUUAAUGAAAUCACGGUACAGAGAUACAUGCAAAAAAAAUAGGUUUAAAUUUUUAUUUUUUCUAGAAUCUGUUACCAAAUUUUAUUCUUUUCCAGCUGUAGUCACUGGGACAUCAGCAAUUAAUUUUAGGAUAUGACUUUUAAAAAAUAACUUACAGGCUCAUUUUUUUUUCCUCUUCAGGGUUCUUUUAAAACACAGUUUUUGCCUAUUUCCUUUAGAUACGCCCCAUGUACAGAACGUUCUGAGACACCUUUAGCUUCUUUUAAAUAAAACAUAAGCACAAUACUGAAAGAUUAAAAUUGUCUGAAAUGGACUUGUCAGUUCUUAAAAGAAAUUAACUCCUUACUUUGCAUAUACAUUUUCUUAAAUGGAGGUGGCUCUUUUUUGCCGAGAAACAGACAGAGCGACAUGAGCUAUAAGGAUGCUACUGAUGAUCACAAGCCUCCUGCUUAGAAUUUGAAGUAUUAACUAUGUGCAACUUCCCUUAGGACAGACAUUCUUUCUCUGAAGUGAAGAAAGAAGAUAAUGUUAUAAAGCAGUUUUGAAAUUGGAAAUAUCACUGAAAAUGCCUUACUAGUGUAUCUUUGUAGAAAGCUUAUUUUUUCUAUUCAAAAGUGGAGAUUUUCUUCCUGAAAGCCACUUUAUAUACACUGAAAAUUAUUCCAUUCAGCUGUCAACAAAGAGGCUGUAAGAAGAGUUGACAGAUGUCCUGCCCAUCUGUCCCAUAGAAUAAUGAAAAAAGAAAAAUAAUAUUGAAAUGACUUAGUGCAAUUUUAAAUUUUAGAAGGCACCUAGACCCUGAUAGGAAAACCAAGGUCACUGUAAAAUGGCUUGUCAUGCAAUAAAUAUUUUGUUACUAUUAA